ACAUCAAACUAGUUGGUAGAAUAGAAGGAAGGAAAUAUAAGAAUGGGAGUGUGGGGAUAUACAUAUAUAUAUUUAUUAUAGAUUUUAGAUAUAAUAUGAUAUGAAUGCAGAGUAAUAAUGUUUUGCAACGCGAUGAAUUUGUGUACCGCAUCAUCAUCGUCAUCGUUGACGGGUAUUAGAAUUGUUAGUCCAACUCCAACUAACAACAACAAGAAGAGUUGUAAGCAGAUACAUCAUCAGCCCCGUUCAUCUUCUUCUUCAUUUUCACUUACCAUUACUCACCACCCGCAACUUCCUUUUUCUUCUUCCUAUGCUUUUCCUCUUCGUUCAUUCUCUUCGCGAUCCUAUUCUCAUUCUACGAUUGUGAGGGCGGUGUCGCAGAAGGAAUCACUCCGUGUUAUGAUUUCUGGCGCUCCUGCUUCUGGUAAAGGAACUCAAUGCCGCCUUAUUACCAACAAAUAUGGUUUGGUGCAUGUUGCUGCUGGAGAUUUACUUAGGGCAGAGAUUGAGACUGGAAGUGAAAAUGGAAAGUCUGCAAAAGAAUAUAUGGAGAAGGGACAGUUGGUCCCUGAUGAAAUAGUUGUCAUGAUGGUCAAGGAGCGUCUCUUGAAGCCAGAUUCUGUAGAGAAUGGUUGGCUUUUGGAUGGAUAUCCCAGGAGCUUAUCACAAGCUACUGCACUUAAGGAAUUAGGGUUUAAACCUGAUAUUUUUAUUCUUCUAGAGGUCUCGGAAGAUACUCUUGUGGACAGAGUAGUAGGAAGGAGAUUAGAUCCAGUUACUGGGAAGAUAUAUCAUUUGAAAUAUUCUCCACCAGAAACAAAAGAAAUUGCAGAUAGGCUUACCCAACGAUUUGAUGAUACUGAAGAGAAGGUAAAGUUGCGAUUGAACACCCAUCAUCAAAAUGUGGAGGCAGUCCUUUCCAUGUAUAAAGAUAUAACCAUUAAGAUUAAUGGAAAUGCCUCUCAGGAGGAAGUGUUUGCUCAAAUUGAUGGUGCACUUACAACUCUUCUAGAGCAGAGGAAAGCUUCUUCAGAAUCUAUGGCAGCACACAAGAACAUCGUUUGACCUUUCGAUUUAGCAUAGUGCCUCGCUUGAGGUACUGGAUUUUAAACUAUAUUUAUUUAUUCAGUUGCAAGAGCCACAAAAUAAGUUUCAUUUUCUCGUUAAGAUUGAUCUGUUGGAAUAGCCUCACAGCUUUAUUUAAUCCCUUUUGGACCAGUGAUAGUAAACUCCACUUUAUAUUUUACAUGUUCAUUUUAGUGAGAAAAUGGAGGUUAUAGUGAGUCAUAGUUUGUUGGUUUGGUUCCUCCUGUUACUUCUGGUCGGUAAGUUGUGUUCUUUACCAUUUUCUGUAUAUUAUUAUUGAAAAUUAUGUAUUUGAUUUAUCAAAGGAAAUAAAAUAGUAAGCAAAAUCUUCUAUUCAA
This is a messenger RNA of Cicer arietinum (chickpea), 1424 nucleotides long. Its product is annotated as adenylate kinase, chloroplastic. Gene Ontology annotation, molecular function: AMP kinase activity; ATP binding. Gene Ontology annotation, biological process: nucleobase-containing compound metabolic process. The record is from RefSeq and is a predicted model, not a curated record. Lineage: Eukaryota; Viridiplantae; Streptophyta; Magnoliopsida; Fabales; Fabaceae.